Molecule: messenger RNA, 1787 nt
Organism: Serpula lacrymans var. lacrymans S7.9
Lineage: Eukaryota; Fungi; Basidiomycota; Agaricomycetes; Boletales; Serpulaceae
Exons: 11
Coding region: 80-1645 (521 amino acids)
Biological process (GO): proteolysis
Molecular function (GO): serine-type exopeptidase activity; dipeptidyl-peptidase activity
Source: RefSeq, a predicted model, not a curated record
AGCCAGUUCGCGAUGACAUUCCUCAGCUUUCCUGGAUAACGAGCUUCAGCUAUCGUCUGCUCCUCGAAAAUUACCUCGAAUGGCUUCCUCUUGGUUAUUCAAGUCUCUGCUUGCGUCGUCAGCAAUGAGCUCUGUUUCUCUUGCUUCUAUACCGGAUGUCACGUUCAGAGGCCGUGCUUCUAUUCCAAAGAUUUCCGCAUCCAAAGGUCCUGUCUAUGAUCGCAAUGGAACCUUGUUGCCGGCUUUAGACACCGUGUACUACUUUAAUCAACUGAUUGAUCACAACAACCCAGGCUUGGGGACAUUCCAACAGCGAUAUUGGACGACCUGGCAGUUCUACAAGUCGGGGGGUCCUAUCGUUUUGAUGACUCCCGGCGAAGCCAAUGCAGAAGAUUAUACGGGUUACUUGACCACCGGUGCUAUCAACGGUCUCAUUGCCCAGCAAGAGAACGGUGCGACAGUCCUUCUUGAACAUCGGUUUUUUGGCUUCUCCAAUCCUCGUGACAAUCUGGCGUCAGAAAGCCUCGAACUUCUGACUAUUCAGCAGGCCAUCGAUGAUUUGGCCUACUUUGCAGAGAACGUAGAUUUCCUCAUACCAGGUGGUGACCAGGUCAAACCUCAUCAAGCGCCUUGGGUCUUAAUCGGUGGCAGCUAUAGUGGUGCGUUGACGAGUUGGACAAUGGUCAAUAAGCCGGGUGUAUUCUGGGCAGGGUACUCUUCGUCAGGAGUCGUUGAGGCUAUCACUGAUUUUUACGACUACUUCACACCAAUUCGCAAGUACAUGCCCGCCGGCUGCGCAGCGGAUGUCGAAGCUGUAAUCGCUUACCUUGACGAGAGUGACGCGCAUGGCAAUGCUACUGCAUUGAAUGACCUUAAAUCUGCAUUUGGUUUAACUGGCCUCUCGCACAUAGAUGACUUUGCGUCUGCAUUGCGCACCAACUUGUUUGACUGGCAGAAGUAUCAGCCAAGUAAAGAGAUACAGCAUGGGGCGUUGUUCUCCCAAUUCUGUGAUGCUCUUGAAAACGUUACUGGCGUUGUCGCGGGUCCAUCGGGCAGGGGACUUGACCAUGCUAUCAUUGCAUGGGGCGCAUUCUGGAAAAAUACCUACUACAAGUCUAUAUGCGGACAGGAGAACGCUGAUGACUGUCUGGGGAGUCAUGACCCCACCUUUGGUUACUACAGUGACACAAGCGUCAAUAACGCUGACCGUUCAUGGCUAUGGAUUGUCUGUAACCAGGUUGGUUUCUAUCAGGUAGGCCCUCCUGAAGGUCAGCCUGCUAUCGUGAGCCGUAUUCUUCAGCCCACAUACGCCGAAAGAGAAUGCGUGAAUUAUUUCCCUCAAGCGUUCAGUGCACCCCGUCCGCCCACCACUCAGGAGACUAAUGCAAAGUACGGUGGAUGGAACCUAACAGUCGACAGGCUCUUCUCUGCCAAUGGCCUUCUUGACCCUUGGCGAGGAGCCACUAUGUCUGCAGAUGGCGUGAACAAGCCGACUAAUGUGGAUUUACAGCCGGUCUACGAGAGUAAUGGAUUCCACUGUUCAGAUCUCGUCACUGAGUAUGGUAGCAUAGACCCUACUAUUGCGAAGGUGCAAGCUGCUGGCCUGUCGUAUAUGAAGACUUGGCUCUCGGAGUGGAAAGCGUAAAGCUCGUAAGGGUGUUUUGAAAUGGUAUUGGGGUGUUGAGAUGCUGCGACCGAAGAUGUUUCUUGACGGUAGUGUACUGUACACAUGGGAACGAUAGUUGACGCAGAAGUGAAUAAAUUUUGCGUUGUGGAAAACCACGGGG